AUGGCAGACGUCGACACAGAAUCGCCAGCACAGCGUGCAGCUCGUCUGCGCCGCGAGAAGCGCAAUGCGAAGAUCCAGGCCGAGGGCUCAGACAGACUGGCAAGAAUCACGCACAUCCAUGACACAACCCCCACCAAACCCGCACAAGCUACGCCAACCAUGACACCACAGCAUGCAUCCGUCGAGGACCCGGACGAGGUCGACAUCUCCGAGCACUACUGGACACCCACUCCUUCAGACCAGACUCAACUCGCCCGUCUACAGCAACAACCGCAACAGUCUCCCUUUGCACGACCAGGCCAGCAAGAUGAGGAUCCUAUGCUCAAGAUGAUGCAGUCAUUGCUCAGUGGAGAUCCCUCAGCAGCGGGCGGCAUCCCGGACUCGGCCAUGGACGACCUGCCUCCCAUGCUCAAGGCUAUGAUGCAAGGUCAACGCGCAACUCAGCAACAAGCUUCACCACCCACCGGCUCAACCUAUCUGUGGCGUAUUGUCCACGCUCUCUUCGCGCUCGCUCUGGGCAUCUACAUCGCAGCCAGCGGCACUUUCAACGGCAGCAAGUUCUCACGUUCAGCUUCGCUCCAAGAGUCGGACUUUGGCCCUAGGCUGUUCUACAUUUUUGCAACUGCCGAAGUAGUAUUGCAGUCCAGCAGAUACUUUAUGGAAAAGGGAAGACUGCAGGGAAGUGGAUGGUUGGCUACGAUUGCAAACUCGGGCCUGGUGCCUCAGCCAUGGUCCAACUACAUCAGCAUGUUGGGCAGAUAUGCUGUCAUCUGGCAGACGGUUGUUGCAGACGCCAUGGUUGUUGUGUUUGUGCUGGGCUGUCUUGCUUGGUGGAAUGGUAUGGCUACUGCUUGA
Aureobasidium vineae is the source of this 855-nucleotide messenger RNA. Lineage: Eukaryota; Fungi; Ascomycota; Dothideomycetes; Dothideales; Saccotheciaceae. The record is from the annotation of a GenBank genome assembly.